Molecule: messenger RNA, 12846 nt
Organism: Oncorhynchus kisutch (coho salmon)
Lineage: Eukaryota; Metazoa; Chordata; Actinopteri; Salmoniformes; Salmonidae
Product: adhesion G protein-coupled receptor L1-like
Exons: 24
Coding region: 23-4531 (1502 amino acids)
Biological process (GO): cell surface receptor signaling pathway; adenylate cyclase-activating G protein-coupled receptor signaling pathway; heterophilic cell-cell adhesion
Cellular component (GO): plasma membrane; axon; presynaptic membrane
Molecular function (GO): carbohydrate binding; G protein-coupled receptor activity; latrotoxin receptor activity
Source: RefSeq, a predicted model, not a curated record
UGUAGCUCUGAGUCGGUCAGCGAUGCCCUUCGGCCUGAUGCGUAGAGAGCUGGCGUGCGAGGGAUACCCCAUCGAGCUGCGCUGCCCUGGCAGUGAUGUCAUCAUGAUUGAGACGGCCAACUACGGCCGCACGGACGACAAGAUCUGUGACGCUGACCCCUUCCAAAUGGAGAACGUGCAGUGUUACCUGCCUGACGCCUUCAAGAUCAUGUCACAGAGAUGUAAUAACCGUACCCAGUGUGUGGUGGUGGCAGGGUCCGAUGUGUUCCCAGACCCCUGCCCAGGGACCUACAAGUACCUGGAGAUACAGUACGAGUGUGUCCCCUACAAAGUGGAUCAAAAAGUCUUUGUGUGUCCGGGCACACUGCUGCGUGUACAGGCGGCCAGCUCGCUGCAGGAGGCGGAGCAUCAGUCAGGGGCGUGGUGUAAGGACCCCCUGCAGUCAGGUGACCGGCUCUAUGUCAUGCCUUGGACUCCCUACCGCACCGACAUGCUGUAUGAGUACGCCUCCUGGGAGGACUUCAGACAGAACCGCGCCACCACCACCUACAAGUUGCCGAACCGUGUUGAUGGCACAGGCUUCGUGGUAUACGACGGCGCCGUGUUCUACAAUAAGGAGCGCACACGCAACAUGGUCAAGUAUGACCUGCGCACACGCAUCAAGAGCGGCGAGGCCAUUAUCGCCAACGCCAACUACCAUGACACAUCGCCCUACCGCUGGGGUGGGAAGAGCGAUAUCGACCUGGCAGUGGACGAGAACGGGCUGUGGGUCAUCUACGCCACAGAGUCCAACAACGGACGACUGGUGGUCAGCCAGGUGAACCCGUACACCCUGCGCUUCGAGGGCACCUGGGAGACCAGCUUCGAUAAGAGGCUGGCGUCCAACGCCUUCAUGGCGUGCGGCGUGCUCUACGCUGUGCGCAGUGUCUAUCAGGACGACGACAGCGAGGCCGGUGGGGAUCUGAUCCUUUACGCCUACAACACAAACCGUGCCCGGGAGGAGCCCGUCCAUAUCCCCUUCCCUAACCCCUACCAGUACGUCUCCUCUGUGGACUAUAACCCCAGAGACAACCAGCUCUACAUCUGGAACAACUAUAAUGUUCUGAGAUACCCGCUGGAGUUCGGACCACCGGACCCCACCACUGGCCCUCUGACGACCACUCAGGUGACCAGCACCACUCCAGCCCGACCUUUCACCUCCAGUUCUAGCCCUGCUACCACCCGCCCCCUGGCCCCCACCUCUCACCCCAUUGGUGCUAUCAACAAGGGCCCUGACCUGCGGCCAAUCACAGCCACCGUACCAGUCACCAGGCGGCCUCCCCGCCCACCCGUCCAGGGCCCGGAGCCCCAGGUGUGUGAGUCCAGAGUGGCCAGAGGGGUGCAGUGGCCCUCCACCCAGAGAGGAGAGACUGUGGACCGUCCCUGUCCUAAAGGAUCACUAGGCAUCGCCUCGUUCCAGUGCUUGGCGGCUCCGGUCAUGUGGAACCCUCGGGGCCCUGACCUCAGUAACUGCACCUCUCCCUGGGUCAACCAGGUAGCCCAGAAGAUAAAGAGUGGUGAGAAUGCUGCCAACAUAGCUGGGGAGUUGGUGAACCACACACGGGGGCGGAUCCACGCUGGUGAUGUCAGCUCGUCAGUGCGUCUGAUGGAACAGCUGCUGGACAUACUGGAUGCCCAGCUUCAGGCCCUGCGGCCCGGCAACAAGGAGUCAGCUGCACGCAACUACAACAAGCUCCAGAAGAGAGAGAGGACCUGUCGGGCUUACAUCCAGGCGGUAGUGCAGACAGUGGACAACCUGCUGCGUACAGAGGCUCUGGAGUCGUGGCAGGACAUGAACACUACGGAGCAGGCCCACACCGCCACCAUGCUAUUGGACGUCCUGGAGAAAGGAGCCUUCCUAUUGGCCAACAACAUGUACGGCAACCGCUUCACCGACCGGGCCCCCAAUAUCGAUCUGGAGGUGCACGUGUUGAACACAGAGAUGGACCUUCAGGACCUGUCCUUUCCUCAGAACUACGUGAGCGACAGCACCAUCCAGCUCUCCGCCUCCACCAUCAAACAGUACAGCCGCAAUGGCCAAGUCAAGGUAGUGUUUGUUCUGUAUAAGAACUUGGGCUCCUUCCUGUCUACGGAGAACGCCACGGUGAAGAUGGAGCUGGAGGCGGCACCAGGGGAGCGGGGAUUGGCGGUCAACUCCCACGUCAUCGCCGCCUCCAUCAAUAAAGAGUCCAGCAGAGUGUUCCUCACUGAGCCGGUGGUGUUCACACUCAAACACUUACAGUUGGAGAACCACUACAGUCCCAACUGUUCAUUCUGGAAUUACUCUGAGCGGUCGAUGACAGGCCAGUGGUCGUCUCAGGGCUGUAGACUGCUGGACACCAACAACACACACACCACCUGCUCCUGUUCCCACCUCACCAACUUUGCUGUGCUCAUGGCCCACCACCAGCCUGAUUACCCUGGGAGGAUGCACGAGUUGAUCCUGUUUGUGAUCACCUGGGUGGGCAUAGUGAUCAGCUUGGUGUGCCUGGCUAUCUGCAUCUCUACCUUUUGCUUCCUGAGGGGACUGCAGACCGACCGCAACACCAUCCACAAGAACCUCUGCAUCAACCUCUUCAUCGCAGAGCUCCUCUUCCUUAUCGGCAUCGACAAGACCCAGUACCACAUUGCCUGUCCGAUCUUUGCUGGGCUGCUUCACUUCUUCUUCCUGGCUGCAUUCUCCUGGAUGUGUCUGGAGGGGGUGCAGCUCUAUCUGUUGCUGGUGGAGGUGUUUGAGAGCGAGUACUCCCGCAAGAAGUACUACUACCUGUGUGGCUACUGCUUCCCAGCUCUGGUGGUGGGCAUCUCGGCAGCCAUAGACUACCGGAGCUAUGGGACCAAGAAAGCGUGCUGGUUGCGGGUGGAUAACUACUUCAUCUGGAGCUUCAUUGGCCCUGUUUCUUUUGUUAUUAUGCUGAACCUGGUGUUCCUCAUGAUCACCGUGCACAAGAUGACCCGCAACUCCUCUGCCCUAAAACCUGACUCCAGUCGCCUCGACAACAUCAAGUCAUGGGCUAUUGGGGCCAUCGCCCUGCUCUUCCUGCUAGGUCUGACCUGGUCCUUCGGCCUCCUCUUCAUCAAUGAGAACACGGUCAUCAUGGCCUACCUCUUCACCACCUUCAACGCCUUCCAGGGCAUGUUCAUCUUCAUCUUCCACUGCGCUCUGCAGAAAAAGGUGCAUAAGGAGUACAGUAAGUGUCUGCGUCACUCGUACUGCUGCAGCCGUACCUCCACCACCAGCUCCCACGGCUCCCUGAAGAACUCUGCCCUGCGUGCCAACAACCGCUACUACACUGGCAACCAGGCCCGCCACGCUGCCGCACACAGACAGAGUCGGAUCCGCAGGAUGUGGAACGACACGGUUCGGAAGCAGACGGAAUCUUCCUUCAUGGCAGGAGACAUCAACAGUACUCCUUCACUCAACCGUGCCACCAUGGGAAACCACCUCCUGACCAACCCAGUGUUACAGACCCGUACUGGCACCUCUCCCUACAACACCCUACUGGCUGAGAGCUUCACUCCCCCUUCUCCUGGGGUCUUCAACUCAACCGGAACCUUCCGUGACCCAAAGAACAUUCUGUGUAAGGCCCGUGAACCAUGUGGUAUGGACACCCUGCCCCUCAAUGGUAACUUCAACAACAGCUACUCCCUCCGCAGCGUGGGGCCGGUGGGCGGUGGCGGCGGCAGCUGUGACUUCCUGGGCGGGGGCAUGGGGUGUGCAGACACCCCCCCUCCCCUCCUCAACCCCCGCGGGUCUGAAACCCUUGGCGGGGACGGAAUACGGCGCAACCUGUCUGACGCAGCUGCCUUCGAGAAGAUGAUCAUCUCUGAGCUGGUGCACAACAACCUGCGUGGGGCAGGAGCUGGGGGCGGGGAUAGGGUCUGUGGUAGUCUGGCGAGGGGCCCUCACGGCGGAGUAGGCCGAGGCACGGGAGUAGCUGUGCCAGAGCCGAGCAUCAGCCUGGACGACGACGAGGACUUCCUGUCCAGAGAAGGCGGGCGCCAGAGGACGCCGCAGGACGUGGAGCUGCUCUACAAAGCCCUGGAGGAGCCGCUGCUGUUGCAGAGAGCCCAGUCUGUCCUUUACCAGUCUGACCCCGAGGAGUCAGAGAGCUACACGGCCGACCUCACAGAGAGCCUGGGCCACAGCGGCCACAGUGGGCACAGCGCCGGAGGCCAGGGGUCUGGGGGACAGGGCCCUGACUCUCCCGCCAGGGACUCCCUGUACACCAGCAUCACCAACCUGCGAGACUCGCCCUACCCGGACAGUAGCCCCGAGCCCCUGGAGGUGGUGCCCCGCUCGGCCCAGCCCCCUGAGGAGCUCUAUUACAGCUCUGGGAGGCCUGCCCUGGGGUCUCGAGGAGCACCCAUGCAGACCUUCUACCAGGCCCCGCCCCCCAGGAGGCCCAGUAGGGAGGGGGAGGGGCACCCCGGCCAGGAGCCCACCCACAGCGAGGGAGACGGACAGAUGCAGCUGGUCACCAGCCUGUGACUGGAACCGGGAGGAUGCGGACGGGGACCAAGAUGAUGAGGAUGAGAAUGAAGGCUGGCUGGUUGCCUCCUCAGAACCCGCCUCUCUCUCUUUCUCUCGCUCCUCUCCACUUCCUGCUUGAUUGGUUGCCUUUUUUUCCCUCUUUAUUUGUAUUGAAAGAUGAGCGAGCAAAUGUACAUUUAAGGAGAGUUUUAGCUGUCUCCACGGCAACAGAGAACCUCCGCUGUCUGGUGGAGUGAUGGCUGAGUUGUUCUUCUCUGGAACAUUCACCUGCUCUCUCCUUCUCUCUCUUCAACAUCCCCCUUUCUCUUGGCACGCAGCAGACAGAUGCCAAGUCCAGCACUCUGAAUGUACCAAUCCAACAAACCCCUUAUACCUUACUCCUACAGAGCUACAGAUAUUUCUCAACUUAACUUUGUUCAAAGUCCAUUUUAUUUAAUUUCACUGAAUUUCUACAAACAUUCCUCUAGAGAAAUUGGUCUCAUUUUCUAGUUCCCUUUUCUCUUUCCCUUUUUCAUGUUCCAUCUCUCUUUUUGUUCACUCAUCAUUUGCUCGGCGUAGUUAGCUGUGGAGACAGGGGAUAUACUGUAGUAGCCUAUUAUACCAUAGGAAAAAAAUCUCUGAAAGCUACUUCAGUCUUGCCAAAAAUACAUUUUCCCAGCCAGAACAGAAACUGGAGCAUUCUCACACACACAGACAUACACACACACGCUCACUCACUCACAGAAGUGCUUGUUUCUGAACAUCAGACGCAACCCUCCAUCUGAGUAAAAAGAAGCCAGAACAAUUGUUCAGACAAAGGCAGUUGGAGCUGUCUAAGAGUAGUUGCCUUUAUUUUAUCUUGCUAUGAACUGACUCUUAUGUACAGAACUAGAGGAGAGACUGAGGAAGUAGGAAGUACACCACAGGACAGGAAGGCUGUUUGAGGGGUCAAGGGUCAGGGGUCAAGAGGUAGAUCUUUAGGACUCGAGGAACGGACAAGGAUUUUUUUUUAAAUUUGGGCUUUUUUGUUAUUUUCUUCAGACAUUUGAAAAGUAAAAGACUGCUUUACUAACUUUGAAGAAGAAUAUGUUAUCUUGGUGACUUUCUGUUGCAUCACCCGGAGGGUUAUUAAGGGACAGAUUGUGCUCCCUUUAAGAAUGGAUGCCCUCUUCAAUGGAUGUGUCCACGUCACCUAUGUGUGGUUGUGACAGAAUGGACUCUAAAUGUUGGAACCACUUCAGCUGUUACGCAAGUCUAACCCUGUACAUAUGAACCACACAAACUACAGUACUUACUCUACUCCUACCGUGUAAAUACAGAAACCAGAUGAAGAAAAGCAACAAAAAAGUAAGAAAUACUAAAAACGGACUUCUUGUACUGCAACAAAACAACAAAAGAAAAAAAGAAAAUGUUUUGGAGUUUGUGACCUGAAUGAUGCACUCCAUCUCUCUGCCCGUCUUUAUCUUGCUCUCUCACUGUCGUUCUCUUGAGUCAUAACUAGUGCUGUGCCAUUCAGUGAAAAUCUCUCGAACAGAAAAACAGAGAGAGAGAAAGAGUAUGAUGGGUGGUAGAUUUUGCAUACAAAUAAAAAUGUUUUAAAAAGAGUCCUGGCACAAUUUUAUGUAAUAUAAUCCAUUACAUGUUGUUAAUGUUUGACCUUUGACAUUCCCAGACAGGAAGUGCUGUGUGGGAGGGGGGAGGGGGGAUAGAUGUCAUAAUAACAUGUCAUACUGUGCCUCAUCACGGGCGUUCCAAUGCAUUGUGGUACAAGGGCAGCAGCCAUAAUGUGAUUUUGGUCAGUAAUGUAUUGUUUGAAAGGUUAUAUCCUAGAUACAACUAAAUGAUAUAAUUUUAAUAUGAUGAGUUUUAGCAUGUCAGAUAACAUUUGUUUUCUAUCAAACGUCUUUCAUUUUGCUGUUUCUAACAGAUAGUUUCAGCAUUAUUCCAGAGCCUAAUGUGACAGUGUGUGUGCGUGCGUGUGUGUGUGUGUGUGUGUGUGUGUGUGUGUGUGUGUGUGUGUGUGUGUGUGUGUGUGUGUGUGUGUGUGUGUGUGUGUGUGUGUGUGUGUGUGUGUGUGUGUGUGUGUGUGUGUGUGUGUGUGUGUGUGUGUGAGAGAGAGCGUGUGUGCGAGUUUGUGUGUAUGCGUACAUGUGGAGGAGAGUGUGUGUGUACAUGUGGGUGUGUGAUAUGCUCAAGCAUAUGUACCAUAUUCGUGGGAAUUUUGUAAGUGUGUACAUUCAAAAAGCUAUUUUUGUUGGGUGAAUUGAAUGCACAUCAGAGGAAGGGGACAGUAAUUCUAUAUCUAGGAGAAAGCCUUUUAUUCUAUUAGCUUCCAUCUCAAAGACUAGGGUAGCCAGCUGCUUCUGUGUGGCUGUUCCUGAGGUUCAGGUACCAACGUAAAACUGGGACACUUCAGGCUGCCUCACAGGAUCUUGAGCAAUGAACAAUGACAGGGUUUGUCUGAAAUGGCACACCAUUUCAUAUGUAGUGCAGUUCUGACCAGGGCAUGCCUAUGUAGUGAACUACUAUUGACCAGAGCCCUAUGUAGUGAACUACUAUUGACCAGAGCCCUAUGCGAACAAAGACAGAACUUGGAUCAAAGAAGCAUGCUGUGUUCAAAAUGAAACCAUAGUGCACAACUUUUCACCAGGGCAAAAGUUGUCCACUAUGUAGGGAAUAGGGUGCCAUUUCAGACACAGACAGUCCAGUCAGAAUGACAGGCAGAGUUGACCGUUGGGACCAUCCAGUCAGAAUGACAGGCAGACUUGACCGUUGGGACCAUCCAGUCAGAAUGACAGGCAGAGUUGACCGUUGGGACCAUCCAGUCAGAAUGACAGGCAGACUUGACCGUUGGGACCAUCCAGUCAGAAUGACAGGCAGAGUUGACCGUUGGGACCAUCCAGUCAGAAUGACAGGCAGACUUGACCGUUGGGACCAUCCAGUCAGAAUGACAGGCAGAGUUGACUGAUGGGACCAUCCAGUCAGAAUGACAGGCAGAGUUGACCAAUGAGACCAUCCAGUCAGAAUGACAGGCAGUUGACUGAUGGGACCAUCCAGUCAGAAUGACAGGCAGACUUGACCGUUGGGACCAUCCAGUCAGAAUGACAGGCAGACUUGACCGUUGGGACCAUCCAGUCAGAAUGACAGGCAGACUUGACCGUUGGGACCAUCCAGUCAGAAUGACAGGCAGACUUGACCGAUGGGACCAUCCAGUCAGAAUGACAGGCAGAGUUGACCAAUGAGACCAUCCAGUCAGAAUGACAGGCAGUUGACUGAUGGGACCAUCCAGUCAGAAUGACAGGCAGAGUUGACCGAUGGGACCAGAAUGUCAGAAUGACAGGCAGAGUUGACCAAUGAGACCAUCCAGUCAGAAUGACAGGCAGAGUUGACCAAUAGGACCAUCCAGUCAGAAUGACAGGCAGACUUGACCAAUGGGACCAUCCAGUCAGAAUGACAGGCAGUUGACUGAUGGGACCAUCCAGUCAGAAUGACAGGCAGAGUUGACCAAUGGGACCAUCCAGUCAGAAUGACAGGCAGUUGACUGAUGGGACCAUCCAGUCAGAAUGUCAGGCAGAGUUGACCAAUGGGUCCAGAAUGUCAGAAUGACAGGCAGAGUUGACCAAUGAGACCAUCCAGUCAGAAUGACAGGCAGAGUUGACCAAUGAGACCAUCCAGUCAGAAUGACAGGCAGAGUUGACCAAUGGGACCAUCCAGUCAGAAUGACAGGCAGAGUUGACCAAUGGGACCAUCCAGUCAGAAUGACAGGCAGUUGACUGAUGGGACCAUCCAGUCAGAAUGACAGGCAGAGUUGACCAAUGAGACCAUCCAGUCAGAAUGACAGGCAGACUUGACCGUUGGGACCAUCCAGUCAGAAUGACAGGCAGUUGACUGAUGGGACCAUCCAGUCAGAAUGACAGGCAGACUUGACCAAUGGGACCAUCCAGUCAGAAUGACAGGCAGAGUUGACCAAUGGGACCAUCCAGUCAGAAUGACAGGCAGUUGACUGAUGGGACCAGAAUGUCAGAAUGACAGGCAGAGUUGACCAAUGAGACCAUCCAGUCAGAAUGUCAGAAUGACAGGCAGUUGACUGAUGGGACCAGAAUGUCAGAAUGACAGGCAGUUGACUGAUGGGACCAGAAUGUCAGAAUGACAGGCAGAGUUGACCAAUGGGACCAUCCAGUCAGAAUGACAGGCAGUUGACCGAUGGGACCAGAAUGUCAGAAUGACAGGCAUAGUUGACCAAUGAGACCAUCCAGUCAGAAUGACAGGCAGUUGACUGAUGGGACCCGAAUGUCAGAAUGACAGGCAGUUGACUGAUGGGACCUGAAUGUCAGAAUGACAGGCAGUUGACUGAUGGGACAAGAAUGUCAGAAUGACAGGCAGAGUUGACCAAUGAGACCAUCCAGUCAGAAUGACAGGCAGUUGACCAAUGGGACCAUCCAGUCAGAAUGACAGGCAGUUGACCGAUGGGACCAGAAUGUCAGAAUGACAGGCAGAGUUGACAAAUGAGACCAUCCAGUCAGAAUGACAGGCAGAGUUGACCAAUGAGACCAUCCAGUCAGAAUGACAGGCAGUUGACCAAUGAGACCAUCCAGUCAGAAUGACAGGCAGAGUUGACCAAUGAGACCAUCCAGUCAGAAUGACAGGCAGUUGACCAAUGAGACCAUCCAGUCAGAAUGACAGGCAGUUGACCAAUGGGACCAUCCAAUCAGAAUGACAGGCAGAGUUGACCAAUGAGACCAUCCAGUCAGAAUGACAGGCAGUUGACCAAUGAGACCAUCCAGUCAGAAUGACAGGCAGUUGACCAAUGAGACCAUCCAGUCAGAAUGACAGGCAGAGUUGACCAAUGGGACCAUCCUGUCAGAAUGACAGGCAGUUGACCAAUGGGACCAUCCAAUCAGAAUGUAGCAUUGCCGUAUUAAAGCGUUUCCAGAGAGAAACCAUCCAUCAAACCAGAGAUGUAUUCAUGAGGUUCCUUCCCCCUAAAGUCUGUCCAAACCUUAAAAAGCUGAGAGUUUUGCCAUUCUCUUUAUUUCUGUAUGUUUCUAAUGCUUUAUUUAUCUCUAUAUUUAUUUAUGUAUUUGGAAUAUUUAUUUCUAUGUUCAUUUAUUCAUGCUUUAUUUUAUUUUUUGAAGAUCUCUGUACAUAGCUGAGCUGUGCGAUAUGAAUGCUGAAGUAAGCCCUUUUAAAUGUGCAGUACAUUUAGGCAAGUAGAUGGAUUCUCCAGCGUCCACUUCAGGGUGACAUUUGGUUAGGGCCUGGGUGUCCCACUUCUUCAUAAAGAGUCCUAAAGGGCACAUUGAGUUUAGUUGGGGCUCUUGGGGGAGAAAGAGAAGGAUUGAAAGCCGGGAUAGAAUUAAGAAUAUAUUUGGUUUUUCCUCCAUUUUUUCUUGGUAGAAGAAUCUCUCUUAGUUCAGACUCAGAUAGGAGGCCCAGGUGUUCUACAGGAGGCAUGUGUGCAAUACUGUGCUGGUGUGUCUGACUUGGUUUAACAUUGGAAACGGCCUGGUUGGGUAGUGUUACUAUAUGCCUACCACUGGACCGCUGUGUAUGUCUGUGUUUACAGAAGGAUCUGAUAAUUAUGCACAUUUUUGUUUGCUUGUUACUGGAAAUAUUAAUUAAACAUUGGCCUCGCAGCUCAUAGUUAAUUCAAUAGGAGCAUUGACCGGUCAGCAAUGGACAAUUGAAUGUAUGUUGACUAGAAGGAAUAAAGAAAGUGAAUUAAUGGCCUACACUGACCGCCAUCAUUAUCAUCACAUCACCACCUACACCUUUAUUGAUGUGAUCUUCAAAGUUUAUCUUUAGCUGGUAACCUCACAGGGACAGACACCGUGUAUGGACAGACUCACCAGGAGGGGAAGAACCUACAUCACCAUCUCCUGUGUAGGCUCUCUCUCUCUCUCUCUCUCUCUCUCUCUUUCUUCCCUCACCUCUCUCACUCCAUUACAUCUGAAUCCACCAGUGGGCUCCCUUUUAGCCCAGCAUUAAUCCCAGAGUUUUGUUUGGAGUUAAUUUGCUUGUCUUAAGCUUUGUUUACAGCAGAUUGAUAUCUCAAUAAACAGUGGAGCCGUACUGUAUUGUGGUAAUGCUAGUGAUUAUACAGCAGAAAGCACUGUAGGACCCAGAGACCUGCUCAAUGGGAGUUUCACCCCCAUCUAAAUCCCUAUGUUACCUCUGAUUAGGAUAAUAACACUGGCUAAUCAUUUACUGUGCUGAGACCACAGAGGGAGAGACCUCUCUCUCUCUCUCUCUCUCUCACUUCCAUCCCACUACUCCCUGCCCGUGCAUCUAGCCUCUACCUCCAUUUGUGCAGGCAGGUGGAUUGAAGGUUCUUAUAGGAUAGAGUUGGAGUCAGUCUGUCCCUUCAGUCUGCGGCCCCUGCAGCUCUACCCCAGUAGAACAGUCAUCUCUCAGUGUUCCAAUAGACAGCGGAGGACACUGUGAUCUGACAGUAACGUUGCCCUGCUGCUGACCUUCUCAGAUGGACUGUUUCUCUCCCAGGUUUGUGAUGCCCAUAUCCUGUGACCUCUGCGUUAGUGUGAAAACAUGUCAGUGGUUCCUCUGCAGCGGAGCGGAGGAGAGGAGAGGAGGAGCACUGGGUCAUGUAGUCUAUCCCCAGGGAACUGCCAUAAAGGGAGCGGUGUCAGGACAUGUGAUGUCACAGUUAGCCAGGGACAGAGUGUGUGUGGGGGGAUGAGUGUCAGUGUGCCUGUGUGUUCGUGCAAGGUUAUACAGGAAGCAGAGAUAAGAAUGUGAUGUAUUGUUCUAGAUGCCUUACUGUUGCCGUGGUGAGGAGUCAGGAGGUUCCAGUUGAUCAACUAACCAGGCGCAUUAGAUCAACUCCACUGGCCUCACAAACCCAUUGUAACAGUAACACAAAGGUCUCUGUCUGUGUAGUGAAAUGAUUGAGAUAUAAUAGGAAUCAACUGCCACAUCUACUGGACAAGGGAGAUUUUCAGAGUGAUAAGGAAUGCAACAGGCUUUCCUAUAUGAAAUUAGUACUAUUUUGUUAUUGGUCUCUUGUUACGUGUCCAUAUGACUAUAUACAGUACAUAUAUCAUAGUUUUAAGAAUAUGUAGGAAUAUGAUUACACAAAUGCAGUGACAAGGAUUGUGCUGUUUAUUUUUGUGUUGGGUAACUGUCCGUCCAUGGAGCUGAGUUAUGGCUCAAAGCGGAGGCCAUCUUUUAUACACAGGGUGGGACUACAACAGAUGGAUUUCUGGGUAGGGUAGGCUGGGUACUCUACACCCGGAACCUCUGGUCCAAAAUCAAAAGACAACACACACACACAUACAACACGCAUAGUUACACACAUACAUGUCCAGUCAGGUUAGGUAGUUUAAACUACUGUGUACAGUGAAGUGGCGCUAGAGAUCAUAAAAUAUCAUAAGGGAUUUACCGUUUACAUGUUCAAAGUCGAUCCACGUAACCGUAGGAGCUAGGAGCAGGCUGACGUUGACCUAUUCAUUUUUGUAGGCAUGUUUUUCUAAUUCUGAAUACACAUCCCAGUACUCUGGCUCCUCUGACUGUGUGACUCUGAACUGUGUCUGAAACUCUGCAUGUGUGGAUGACUAACGCUAUGGAACACUGAUGAACCAUCUCUGUGGUGAGCAGCUCCAUGGGACACACAUACUCCCCACGAGGCUGACUGGUCACUGAAGGCUAGAGAUGCUGGUCUAAGUGGCCAGCCACCUAUCGAGGUAUAUUGGUGAGUGUUCUGCAUGGCUGUAAGUGUACAAGGGCAGGGUCUGGGAAAUGUGCAUGAGAUGUUCUGGGCUCUAUACUGUAGGAGGGGCUGUGAUGCUGUUCGUAGCAGGUCAGUAUGUUCAUUGGUCAGACCCAGCCAGACAGUAUUAGACAUUAGGAAUGACUAGACAGGUAGACAGUCUAAGGCAGAGAAGUGUUGGUAAGAGUUGAGUGACAACUGGUAAAACUAUUGCUGGGUGUAUGGAUGGAAGGGCUCAGUUUGGGAGGUUCAUCAUCAGUAGGAACUUUGAGGACUGAGUACUGAUCGUGUGCCAUUGGGGUGAUGAUAAUGUGUACAUCUUCAUUUAGAGUACUUCUCUUAGAUUUUACUAUGAUGGGGUUUUCUCCAUUCAUUUAUUCUGUACUUCUGAAUCCUUUCUAAAGAGAGGUUGAUGUAAAACCUUGAUUCAGUUUUGUUCUUUUUUAUUUGAGGACUGAUGUGUGAUUCUUUUCUCACGUCAUUGCUUUGACAGCUGUCUGUCUAUCUGGGACAAAGGGGGUGGUGGUUUUCUGUGAGCGUUUGCGUCAUCGCAGGUCAGCGCGACCCUGUAUCAGCACAUAUUAAUAAAAAACUAUUUAAAAUCGAA